AUGUACCUUCUUUGCAUCUAUUAUACUCUCUAUCUAUCUAUCUAUCUAUCUAUCUAUCUAUCUAUCAGUCACUUAUAUUUCUUUCUUUCUUUCUUUCUUUCUUUCUUUCUUUCUUUCUUUCUUUCUUUCUUAAGCCAUAUUUAUCUCAAUUCCUCUUCACUGUUUUUCUCUAAAUUACUCAUUUCGUUCGUUCUUUCUUUCUUUUCCCUUCUAUCUCAGUCUGUUAAUAUCUAUCUAUCUAUCUAUCUAUCUAAGUCUAUUCAUAUCUAUCUCAUUUAUUCACAACUAUCUAUUUAUUUAUCUAUAUAUCUGUUCAUAUAUAUCGCAGUCGCUAUCUAUCUAUCUAUCUAUCUAUAUCAAUUGGUUUCUUUCUUUUUCUUUAUGUAUCUAUCUAUCUCAGGCUGUUCAUUAUUUAUCUAUAUAUAUAUCUACGUAUCUAACUCGGUUUAUCUGUCUCAUUCUGUUCAUUAUCUAUCUAUAUAUCUAUCUAUAUAUCUAUCUAUCUAUCUAUCUAUCUAUCUAAGUCUAUUCAUAUCUAUCUCAUUUAUUCACAACUAUCUAUUUAUUUAUCUAUAUAUCUGUUCAUAUAUAUCGCAGUCGCUAUCUAUCUAUCUAUCUAUCUAUCUCAAUUUGUUUCUUUCCUUUUCUUUAUUCUGUUCAUUAUCUAUCUAUCUAUCUAUCUAUCUAUCUAUCUAUCUAUCUAUCUCAGUCUGUUCAUAUAUAUAUCGCAGUCGCUAUCUAUCUAUCUAUCUAUCUAUCUAUCUAUCUAUCUAUCUAUCUAUCUAUCUAUCUAUCUACAUCAAUUGGUUUCUUUCUUCUUUAUGUAUCUAUCUAUCUCAGUCUGUUCAUUAUCUAUCUAUCUAUCUAUCUAUCUAUCUAUCUAUCUAUCUAUCUAUCUAUCUCAUACGGGUCUUAUGUGUGUAUGCAUCUAUCUAUCUAUCUAUCUCAGUCUGUUCAUAUAUAUCGCAGUCGCUAUCUAUCUAUCUAUCUAUCUACAUCAAUUGGUUUCUUUCUUCUUUAUGUAUCUAUCUAUCUCAGGCUGUUCAUUAUUUAUCUAUAUAUCUAUCGACGUAUCUAACUCGGUUUAUCUGUCUCAGUCUGUUCAUUAUCUAUCUAUCUAUCUAUCUAUCUAUCUAUCUAUCUAUCUAUCUACCUCAUACGGGUCUUAUGUGUGUAUGCAUCUAUCUAUCUAUCUAUCUAUCUAUCUCAGUCUGCUCAUAUCUAUCUAUAUCUCUAUCCAUCUAUGAAUCUCAUUCGUUUUAUAUCUACUAUCUAUCUGUCUUUUUAUCUAUAUUCCUAUCUAUCUACCUAUGA
Molecule: messenger RNA, 1314 nt
Organism: Acanthosepion pharaonis
Lineage: Eukaryota; Metazoa; Mollusca; Cephalopoda; Sepiida; Sepiidae
Source: the annotation of a GenBank genome assembly